AAAGAUUUCAGCAAUGGAUUCUAAUAUUCUAUUUUAUCAGGAACUUAUGAUAUAAAGUGAAUUUAUUCGUUUUGUGAUAUUCUGUGAGUACGAAUACCAGCAGCAACAGGUAAAAUCAAAAGAAUCAUUCUUCCUCGUCAUCCUCCCUCUGUGAUUGAUUAACAAGCAAAGUCUAUCAUCACUUCCACUCUGCCUUGUACGCAAUCUCUCUUUCUUUCGUUUGCCUUUCGAUUUCACGUCUCCCUGGUAUUGAUUUAUUUGGUAAGUAGGGAUUCGAAGAUCAAGGGGUCGAUUUGUGUUGAAUAUUUGGGUAGGAGGAAUGGAUAUAUUAGGGUUGUAGUUGGGUAGCGUUAUGUUCUGAUUUACAGAAGCAUGGAUUUGCAAUAUAACAAUCCUAAUGAACAUGGAAGAAACGAGCAAAUAGUGUCUCAGUUUCUGUUGAAAAGUUUGCAUAUUGUGUUGGAGUCUAGGAUUCCUUCGAUUGGGAAUGGGAAUGGGAAUGGGAAUGGGAAUGGGAAUGGGCCUACUACGAGUACGAGUGGUCGUAGGGGAAACUUACAAAGCCAAAGCCAAAGCGAAAGCCAAGUGAAGAAGAGUGAUAAAUGGUUCAAUUUAGCAUUAGGUGAGCGUCCCAGUCCCACAGGUUUAGAUAGUUUGAAAUUUUGGCACAGGAAUAUAAUGGAACCCAUGAUGAUAGACAUUAUACUAGUUCAAGAAAUGGGUAUGGGUACAAGGUCUGGAUAUGGAGCAUUAGUUGAGACAGUUGUCGAGAGGUGGGUGGUUCAGUAUGAGUAUGAGUAUUCAAGGACGUCGGCAUCUAGCAGCGAAUCUUAUAAGAAAACAUAUAAGAAGUCUAUCAUUCUGUUACGUUCUCUGUAUACAAUGAUGAGGCUCCUUCCAGCGUACAGGGCUUACCGAAAGCUGUUAUGUAUUUCUUCAAGUGAGGGUGAGGGUAAGGGUAAGGGUUGUGGUUUUGAUAUAAAUUACAGGGUGUCCUCCUUUAGUGCCCCGUUUACAAGGGCAGAGGAAGAAUCAAUGAAACACUACAGUUUCUUCCCCAUAGAAGCCCAGCAUGGACGCCUGUCUAUAUCUGUGAAAUAUCGUGAAAGUCUGGCUGAUUUUAACUUGGAAACCUCAGCAUCAUUUCCACCUGAGAUCAUUACAGACUACGUUGGCAGCCCUGCCACUGAUCCUUUUAGGGCUUUCCAUUUCCCAGUGAUGAAUAGAGUGGGCGUGAAUGCUAAUGCCACCACAUCUUUUCCUUCAUCGGCAGCAGCACCUCCUCCUCAACGGCCACAUAGCUGGACAAGUGGCUUAAGCAGGGGAGCACCAUUCACACAUAACCAAUACUCACCACCACCACCACCACCCGCGCAGACACAUCGCUCUUCCAGUGGGCGAUAUGAUUCGCUUACAGAUGUGUAUGGUCCAAAUUAUAGGCCACCAAGCUUUGAUGAUUAUCAACUUUCACCGCCAUUUUCACCGUCUCCCCCAACAUACCUUCCCAUGCAAUCUCGGCCGCGCUCAGAGACUGCCCCCGUCAGUAUCCCUAUGAUCAACAGAACUCCCAGUCCCAGAUACCUCUCUCCUAAUCUCUCUGAUCCUGCUAACCGACAUCUUCCACCCCCAUCACCUAGACGCUAUGAUCAUGACUCUCCUUCUGGAAUCAGGUCCCUUAGAAAGUCAGACAUGUCGAGGAUUGGGAUUGGGGACCUGAGUUCCGGUUCUGGUUCCGGGUCAGCAAAUCAUUAUUCUAGUCACAACCCCAAGGUGGUAUCUAGGGAUAACAAAGAUGAUUCAGGGAGGUUUUCAGGUUUGCUUUCUUCAAGUGGUUCGCCUCGUGUUGGAUUCUCUAGAAGCUCCAGUAGAUUGUCUCUCCAGGAUGAGUUGGAUGAUAUUGACUUCUCCUGUCCAUUUAUUGUGGAUGAUGUUGAUAUUUGUGACUCCUCUCUCAGUGUCAGUGAGAGUGGUGGUAAACAAGCAGGAAGGGAGUUGUCUAAGAAAUCACAAGAUGCUGCAGUGGGUGCACUUGUCCGCAUGCUGAGGACAGCACCACCCCUUCGACAAGAUUCCAGUUGCUACUCCUUGAGCACCAGCAGAUAUGCUUUAGAGGAGUCUGAAUUUAACAACAACAACAACAACAGUGGACUAUUUUUGUCCCGAAAGACAUCAGAUGCUUUAGAGGAGCUCAAGGCCUACACAGACAUCAAAGACCUUAUUCUCUCCAAAAGUGGGACUCGCUUUCUUACCAAGGAACAACCCCUCUGACUUACUCUCCUGUCAUCCAAUGUUUCUUGUAAACCAAACAUGAGUGAAAACUACUACUGCAAUGCAAUUACAUUUCUACUCUAUUAUUUCCCCUUUCUGUUUACGUUUGGAUUUUACACAUCCACAUCCACAUCCACCUCCACCUUCACCUCCACCUCCACCUUCACCUCCACCUCAAUUAUUAUUUUGUAUAUAUAUUUAUUCACACAGCCAAUGCAAAUGUAAUUUAUAGAUAAUCAAUAAUUGGUUAAAAUUUUACAGUACGACCUCAAAUUGAAUUUCUUACAUUG
Messenger RNA from Lactuca saligna, 2558 nucleotides. The record is from the annotation of a GenBank genome assembly. NCBI's taxonomy places the organism in Eukaryota, Viridiplantae, Streptophyta, Magnoliopsida, Asterales, Asteraceae.